AUGGCUACUACCAUAUCACCACCACCAUCCAAUUAUGCUUCCAAAUCUAAUACCACCAUCAACGAUCUCUUCGACGAUUCACUCAUCGAAAUCUUUUGCAGACUCCCUUGCAAAUCCCUUUACAUAUGCAAGAGCGUUUCAAAGCGUUGGUUUGCACAUGUCUCCGAUCCCAACUUCCUUUCCCUAUUCCUCACUUACCAAAAUAGCCUCUUCCAAAACUUGCAGGACCAAGGAGAAGAGCUCGAUCAACAAAGCUUCAUCCUACAACCAUACAAUGCACUCGUGAUAACACCAAAUGUACCAUCUUUACAACUUGGGCAUCUCGAAAAACAACUAUGUUUGAGUUUCCCAGGCUCAGAUUUCGAACCCACUAACGUUAAUCCACAACUAAGGUCUGUCUUGAAGUUCGUUUUCGGUUGUUCUAACGGUUUACUCUUGUGUGGAAACCCACGUCCACGUCGAAAAUGCAUUUACCAUGUUUGCAACCCCCUCACUAGGGACACGUUGGAGCUUCCUUGUGUUCAUUCUGAGGCUCUUGUGGGUUUCAUAUGUGACCCUUAUUACCAUCUUGAACUAGAGGGAGUCUCUAUUGUUGCUUCUCAACGCAGGUUCAGGGUGGUGUGCAUCCCCGUUUUCAGUGACACGAGAUUUUCCUUCAAUGUUGAUGUUUUCUCUUCAGAGAAAGGGGAAUGGAACCGGUUUGUUGUGUCGUGUCCAAAGGGUUUCGCUUGUGGGUUUUCUCCCACGGCAUCGAGCGUUGAACAUGAUGGGAAAUUGUACUUCACGGGUGUUGGAAGGGUCCUUGUGUAUGAACCUUACAACAAUAAUGAACACGUUGCUUCUGUGAUUGAUCAUCCUAGUGACUUUGGUGAAGCAUACAGAGGGUGCCUUGGAGUUUCCUGUGGGAGUUUGCUGUUAUCUGAGUUCCCUACAAACAUGCGUAGAUAUAGUGGGAGAGUUUGGGAAUUGCAGUACAGUGAUUGUGGGAAAGGAGAAGCUUCAACAACAUGGAGGUUGGUGCAUGAGUUUUAUCUACCUGAUAUAGUUGGGCCAAUGUUUGAAGAGUUGAAAGGUGGAGAGAGAGAAUAUGUAGGUGGAUACAGUAGAAUUCUGGCUUUCCAUCCAUAUGUUAAGGGUACUGUGUUUUUCAAGUUCAGUGAUCAUAUCCUUUGUUGCAAUCUGUUAACUCAUGGGUUCAAUGCAGCCAAAUAUGGUGGUCUCUCCUUGGCUUUUUAUCCGGUAAUCCCAUUUGUGCUACCUUGGUGGCCAACUCCAAUUCCUUCCCUACCUAUUGUGGAUACUAGUGUUGGCAAAAUUGCCGGUCCGGCCCCCCGCCCCCUGCCCUCCACCCCCACCACCCCUUGGCAAACAAAUAAGAAAGCAAGUGACAUGUAA
This is a messenger RNA of Gastrolobium bilobum, 1395 nucleotides long. RefSeq lists its product as uncharacterized. The coding region runs from base 1 to 1395 and encodes 464 amino acids. Gene Ontology annotation, molecular function: protein binding. NCBI's taxonomy places the organism in Eukaryota, Viridiplantae, Streptophyta, Magnoliopsida, Fabales, Fabaceae. The transcript has a single exon. The record is from RefSeq and is a predicted model, not a curated record.